AUCAUCACUAAAAACACAUAUCCAUCCAAUGGAGCCACUAGAGCUUCUAUUCAUCCCAGCCCCACUCAUGGGUCAUAUCGGUCAAGCCAUUGAGCUAGCCAACAUCUUAACCAAUCACUUUAACCAUAUAACCAUCACCGUACUAAUAAUGCAACUUCCAAUAGACCCAAUUGGGACCAAUUACACCAAGUCACUCUCCUCCACCACUUCUAGCGACCGCAUCAAAUUCAUCCAACUCCCUCCUCUGCCCCUCGACUUAUUCACCGGUUACACGAGCACCGGUGAGCUUCGUGAUAUGGUCCUCGAAAAAAAUAAGCCUCAAGUAAGAGACAUUUUGAGUAAACGGUUGAAUGAACCAAAUUUAACACCCCGAUUGGCCGCUUGUGUGGUUAGCAUGUUUACUACUACAUUGAUGGAAGUAGUAAACGAGUUUAACUUGCCAACUUACGUGUUUUUUGCCUCGAAUGCGGCUUAUCUUGGUACCAUGCUUUAUUUACAAAACCUUCAAGAUGAACAUGGUUUAGAUGUACCAAAUUUAGCCAAAUCAGAAACCGAAUUUAUGAUCCCUAGUUAUAUCAAUCCGGUUCCAACUAAACUCAUGUCUUUUCCUAUUGCUGAUCCACAUAGUUGGAAAACAAGGACACUUCUUUAUGCUAGAAGGUAUAGACAAGCUAAGGGUAUAAUAGUGAAUACAUUUAUGGAUUUGGAAAAACAUCCCCUGCUUUCUUAUGACAAUAAGACCCCUCCGGUUUACGCGGUUGGACCAAUGAUAAAACCCGAACCGAGUCCUCCAGAUAACGAGAUUUUGAACUGGUUAAAAUGCCAACCAAAGUCGUCAGUUGUGCUACUAUGUUUUGGGUCUAGAGGAUGGUUCACUGAAAACCAAGUAAAAGAAAUAGCAUUUGGGAUAGAGAAGAGUGGGUAUAAGUUCAUAUGGUCGUUAAGACGACCUCCAACGGAAGGUCUAAAAGGGUUCCCCGGGGAAUACAUGGAUUUUAAUGAAGUCUUGCCGGACGGGUUCUUGGAAAGGACUUAUGGAAGAGGUAAAGUGAUCGGAUGGGUCCCGCAACAAGCCGUGCUUUCUAACGAAGCAAUUGGUGGGUUUGUAACCCACUGUGGGUGGAACUCCGUACUAGAGAGUAUCUGGUACGGAGUUCCAAUGGCUACAUGGCCAAUAUAUGCAGAGCAACAACUAGAUGCGUUUCAGUUGGUUAAAGAGUUGGGUUUGGCGGUUGAGAUAUCGUUGGAUUAUAAUGAAAGAAAUGAGAACCAAGAGUUGGUUCGAGCACAAGAUAUCGAAAAUGGAAUAAGAAAACUGAUGGAUGGCAACAUUAAUAAUAAGAUUCGAUCAAAAGUAUUGGAAAUGAAAAAUGUAAGCAGGAUGGCAUUGCAAGAAGGUGGCCCAUCAUUUACAAGUUUGAAACGUCUUGUUGAUGGUUUCGCAUCAUAAAUCCAUUCAUUCAUAAUAUAUACAUGUUAAGGCCCAGAAUAAUUUUAUAUUCAUGUAUAUAUAUUAUGAAUGGGAAAUGAUCGAGUUGGUUCUACCAGCAGCUUGGGUGCAAUAAUUCUGUGAGACGCAAGCAUUUCUUUACAAAUUGAGUGGUAUGCCUGAUAAUAAGAUUAGUUUAUUUGGUAAUUGGUAAAGGCAUUUAAUUACCUUUGGAAGAAGAUGAUAGUUUCAUUCCCAGCACUACUAUUUUUUUUAGUGUUUAUUGAAUUAUACUAACUAGGGUACUAUAUAGUGGAUUA
This is a messenger RNA of Erigeron canadensis, 1749 nucleotides long. Its product is annotated as anthocyanidin 3-O-glucosyltransferase 2-like. The record is from RefSeq and is a predicted model, not a curated record. The transcript has a single exon. Gene Ontology annotation, molecular function: UDP-glycosyltransferase activity. Bases 29 to 1450 code for a protein of 473 amino acids. Lineage: Eukaryota; Viridiplantae; Streptophyta; Magnoliopsida; Asterales; Asteraceae.